GAAGAGUGGGGUGAAAGGUCACUAGUGACGUCGCUACUACGAAAGUGUCGUGGAGCCGAAUCUUCCUCGGUUUAUCGGCUAGCAGACAAUGGCUAAACAUCAUCCGGAUUUGAUUUUUUGCAGAAAGCAAGCUGGUGUCGCCAUCGGGAGACUUUGUGAAAAAUGUGAUGGCAAGUGUGUUAUCUGUGACUCUUACGUCAGGCCUUGCACACUCGUACGCAUAUGUGAUGAAUGUAACUACGGAUCGUAUCAAGGACGCUGUGUGAUAUGUGGCGGUCCAGGGGUUUCAGAUGCUUACUACUGCAAGGAAUGCACCAUUCAGGAGAAAGAUCGAGACGGCUGUCCUAAGAUUGUGAACCUCGGCAGCUCCAAGACUGACCUCUUUUAUGAAAGAAAAAAAUAUGGCUUCAAAAAGAGGUGAAGAUGACGGAAUAUGGAAGAUGACCUUUUACAUGUUUUCAUUAACUUCCCUUUUUUAAGUGUUGCUUUUUUUCAAUGUAAUAAAAAACUGUUAGUAUGCUGGCACAGUG
Clarias gariepinus (North African catfish) is the source of this 530-nucleotide messenger RNA. RefSeq names its product PHD finger protein 5A (gene phf5a). Gene Ontology annotation, cellular component: U12-type spliceosomal complex; catalytic step 2 spliceosome; precatalytic spliceosome. The record is from RefSeq and is a predicted model, not a curated record. Gene Ontology annotation, biological process: mRNA splicing, via spliceosome. NCBI's taxonomy places the organism in Eukaryota, Metazoa, Chordata, Actinopteri, Siluriformes, Clariidae. Bases 89 to 421 code for a protein of 110 amino acids. The transcript has 4 exons.